CGGCCGGCUGCUGCUCGGGAGAUGGAGCCGCCGCUCCGCUCCUCGUAAGUGGAGCCGGGAUUUGAUCUCAGGCCUCUGGCCUCCAAGCCUGAUACGGUGACCGUUCUCCCAUCCUGCCUGGCUUAUGAGAGAAAAGAAAGAUAAGGAGCUCCUUUAACCCGCCCGCUGGAGCUGGGGGUCAAGUGCAGGUUCUCUUGAUCCCCAGGUGACCUCUGCUUCCUCCUCUGUGAAGGAUGAAACAGCUGUCCCUGCCCGGCCCCAGCCCUGCCAUCCCCGGAAGUGGGAAUAUCAGCGGUCUGAGGGUGUGGAGAUGAGCUGGGGAGCCAGCUAAGGAAGUCGUUGACAAGCAUCUAGCAGUACCAGUGUUUGCAAGAGGACCUGCCGCUCUGCCCUCGGGGCAUGCGGUCCAGAUGCAGCUGGGAGGGAGGGGACCUGCAGUCAUCACCUGCUGGGCACCGAGUGGGGGAUGUGAGCUCCACCCACCUUUGGAGCAAACUGGGAGUGUCUGAGGGGGUGUCCUGUCUACUGCACCACACUGUCUUGCGCCCACACAGAUGGCAGACACCUACCACAAGCAGGAGGAGGACGGACCAGCUCACCCAUGAUAUCAGCCUGGAGGAGUUUGAGGAUGAAGACCUCUCAGAGAUCACGGAUGAGUGUGGCAUCAGUCUGCAGUGCAAAGACACCCUGUCCUUACGGCCCCCGCGUGCCGGGCUGCUGUCGGGGGGCGGCGGCUGCGCGGGGAGCCGGCUGCAGGCCGAGAUGCUGCAGAUGGACCUGAUCGACGCGGCGGGGGACACUCCCGGCGCCGAGGACGACGAGGAGGAGGACGAGGAGGAGCGCGCGGCGCGGCGUCCGGGAGCGGGGCCGCCCGAAGCCGAGCCUCGCCAGGAGCCGGCGCCCCGCAGCCAGGGCCAGGGCCAGGGCGGCGGGGACACGUACCGACCCAAGCGGCCCACCACGCUCAACCUCUUCCCACAGGUGCCGCGGUCUCAGGACACGCUGAAUAAUAAUUCUCUGGGCAAGAAGCACAGUUGGCAGGAUCGGGUGUCUCGGUCAUCCUCACCCCUGAAGACAGGGGAGCAGACACCUGCACACGAACACAUCUGCCUGAGCGAUGAGCUGCCACCCCAGAGCAGCCCCGCUCCCACUACAGACCGAGGCACCUCCACCGACAGCCCUUGCCGCCGCAGUGCUGCCACCCAGAUGGCGCCUCCCAGUGUCCCUCAGGCUGCUCCACCUGGUGGUCGGGGCCACUCGCAUCGAGACCGCAUCCACUACCAGGCAGAUGUGAGGCUGGAGGCCACUGAGGAGAUCUACCUGACACCAGUGCAGAGGCCCCCAGACCCUGCAGAGCCCACCUCUGCCUUCCUGCCGCCAGCUGAGAGCCGGAUGUCGGUCAGCUCCGAUCCAGACCCUGCUGCCUACCCCUCAACAGCAGGGCGGCCGCACCCCUCCAUCAGCGAGGAGGAUGAGGGCUUCGACUGCUUGUCCUCCCCGGAGCGGGCUGAGCCACUAGGUGGAGGGUGGCGGGGGAGCCUGGGGGAGCCGCCGCCGCCUCCACGGGCCUCUCUGAGCUCGGACACCAGCGCGCUGUCCUACGACUCGGUCAAGUACACGCUGGUGGUGGAUGAGCACGCACAGCUGGAGCUGGUGAGCCUGCGGCCGUGCUUCGGAGACUACAGUGACGAGAGUGACUCGGCCACUGUCUAUGACAACUGCGCCUCUGCCUCCUCGCCCUACGAGUCGGCCAUUGGGGAAGAAUAUGAGGAGGCGCCCCGGCCGAGGCCCUCUGCCUGCCUCUCCGAGGACUCCACACCCGACGAGCCCGACGUCCACUUCUCCAAGAAGUUCCUGAACGUCUUCAUGAGUGGCCGCUCUCGCUCCUCCAGUGCGGAAUCCUUUGGGCUCUUCUCCUGUGUCAUCAACGGGGAGGAGCAGGAGCAGACCCAUCGGGCCAUCUUCAGGUUUGUGCCUCGACAUGAAGAUGAACUUGAGCUGGAAGUGGACGACCCCCUGCUGGUGGAGCUACAGGCUGAGGACUACUGGUACGAGGCCUACAAUAUGCGCACGGGGGCCCGGGGCAUCUUUCCUGCCUACUACGCCAUCGAGGUCACCAAGGAGCCUGAACAGAUGGCAGCCCUGACCAAAAACAGCGACUGGGUGGACCAGUUUCGGGUGAAGUUCCUGGGCUCUGUCCAGGUUCCCUACCACAAGGGCAAUGACGUCCUCUGUGCCGCUAUGCAAAAGAUCGCCACCACCCGCCGGCUCACCGUGCACUUUAACCCACCCUCCAGCUGCAUCCUAGAGAUCAGCGUGAGGGGUGUGAAGAUAGGCGUCAAGGCUGAUGACUCCCAGGAGGCCAAGGGGAAUAAAUGUAGCCACUUUUUCCAGUUAAAAAACAUCUCUUUCUGUGGAUACCAUCCGAAGAACAACAAGUACUUCGGGUUUAUCACUAAGCACCCUGCUGACCACCGUCUUGCCUGCCACGUCUUUGUGUCUGAAGAAUCUACCAAAGUCUUGGCGGAAUCCGUGGGGAGAGCGUUCCAGCAGUUCUACAAGCAGUUUGUGGAGUACACCUGCCCCACAGAAGACAUCUACCUGGAGUAGCAGCGCUGCCUGCCCUCUGCCUCCCCGGGCCCGCAGGCCAGGGCCAGGACAGCUGGCUGCUGACAGGACGUGGCACUGCUUGAGGAGGGGCACCCGCCACCACCAGAGGGUGGGGAAGUGGAGGCCAUCGGCCGAGGGUGGGAGGGUGGGGCUUAUGGGGAGAGGCAAAUGCAGUUUAUUGUAAUAUAAGGGGUUAGAUUCAUCUAUGGAGGACAGAGCAGGCUGCCCGGGGAUUGGGUGGGGGCAGGGCUGGUCAGGCCUGUGGCCAGGAAGGAUGCCCAUCCAGGAGCGGAGGGUUCUGUCCCAUCCUGGGCCACACUUCCCCUGCCAGGGCCUCUGGCUCUCUUCUGCCUUGAUGAAGCCCAUGCCACCUGCAAGUGCCCAACCUGCCCCCAAUUCCCAACCCCAACCAAAGGCCCUGAGCUCAGGCUGAGACCAGCUCCUCCUAAGGACUUUCCAGUAAGGGAACAGCAGCAGGUGAAGGUGCAUCCCUGUCCCCAGCUGUCACUUGUGUGGCCUCUGGCUGGCUCCACCUCCAACCUCGCUGGCAUGCUGGCCCCCGCAGUUGUGGGGCCCCUCAAGGAAGGAGAGAGCUGCACAGGGCCCCACCCUGGCAGGAAAAGGCGGCUCCCCACUGGCCCGGGCCAGCCCGGCCUCUUGGCUGCUUUGGCUGUAGCCCCAUCUUGGUCCUGUCACCCUGGCCACAACUAUUAAAGUGCCAUUUCCUGUCUGGACUGCAGUGGGUGUAUCUACGUGGACCCUUCCCAUGCUCAGCUCAUUCCCAUCCCAGGAAAGCCCGAGGCUUUACUGCACAGAAUAGCUUUAUAAGUGAUUCCCAUCACCGGCGUGUGUCGAAGUAAUACUCAGCCAUGUCUGGUCCGUCCCGCUUGCGCUGCUGGGCCCGGGAGAGGAGGGGUCGAGGCCCUCGUCGCCUUGGGUGCUUGGGUUGGAUCCCAUAGUCUAAGAGAGACAAGAGGCUAUGCGUGGAGGGAGACUCUGGUUUUGAAUCUGCUGAAGUCGCCCCUGAAAGGUGCUGUUUGAGAUAAGACGACCCUGAGGCUGGACCUGGAUGCCCUCCCCUAGCGCAUGUCUCCUCAGGGGAGGGGAGGCAGGGCAGGGGAGGGAUGCGGGAUCCUACCAUCCAACAGGUCAGACAGUGGCUGUGAGAGUUCCAAGGGGGCUGAAAAUUGCUCGGGAACGGAUCGCUGAGGCCUGUGGGAGAUGGUGGGGUGCUCAACGCUGGCCCCAAAGGCCACUAUCACCUCCCCGUGAAGCAGGGAGUGGUCCAGGAUGACACCAGCCUCUCCUCCUCUGCCAUGCUGCCCCCCACCUUCCAGGCCCCAGGCCCUGCUGAGCCCUGGCUCUGUGUUCCUGGGAGUUACCUCAGCGGCUGGGGGUGGAGGAGUGCAGCUGCCAGGAGGAGGGAGAGGAGGCAGAGGCUCAGCCCGGCCCUGGAGAACAGAGCCAUCUCCUGCGCAGGUCCGGAUCCCGGCUUCUGCUGCCCCUCCCCCAGCAGGACGGAACUGCUGCCAACUCCCAGGGCCACCUCACAAAGGACAUUAGUUCCAGGGCUGAGCGUCAGCACCAGCUCCUGACUAGGCCAGAAACCUCCACGCUGAGGUUUUUCGUUGGAUUUUACUAUCGAUGUAGGUCAGCAGGUGCCAAAUCACAUCUUGUUCUAGUGCCACUGCCCAAGGUGGGCACAGACCUUUGGAGUCAGCUCUCAGUUCAAGUCCCUACCUUGCCUCUUGCUAGGUAGACAGGUCACUAAUCUCUGUGGGCCUCAGGUUCCUCAUCUGUGAGGUAAGGCACAUACAUAAUGUCUCCAAGGUGUGGCACACAGUAGGCCAUCAGCAAAAGUCAGUCACUGAAUCCUCAUCCCCCGAGCCCCACCCAUUCCCAUUCAGCCUCCUGCGACCACCACCGGCCACCUCCAACGUCUCUCCCUCCAACAGCUCAGUCGUUCCAUGAAGGUCCUGCCGGCCGAAGAGCCCAGAGCGGUCACUCAGCUUGGCCAGCUCCAAGAUCCCACUGGGGGACGCAUUCUGAGGAACUUCCCACUUAGCUCCCCAUAGGGUUGAACAGCCUGGCUCAGGGCCUCCACAGGCCCUGCCAUCACCCCAGAGCCUGGGCAGAGGGCAAGUUUGUGGGCAAAGGCUGGGACCUGAUCCUCAAGUAUGUUUCCAGAGGGACUAUGGGAUCCCCAGUACUUGACAUCUAGUGGGUGCUCAAUAAAGAUUUGUUGAGUGAAUAAAUGCAA
Myotis lucifugus (little brown bat) is the source of this 4870-nucleotide messenger RNA. RefSeq names its product mitogen-activated protein kinase 8 interacting protein 1 (gene MAPK8IP1). The transcript is spliced from 12 exons. Gene Ontology annotation, molecular function: protein binding. Lineage: Eukaryota; Metazoa; Chordata; Mammalia; Chiroptera; Vespertilionidae. The record is from RefSeq and is a predicted model, not a curated record. Bases 400 to 2610 code for a protein of 736 amino acids. Gene Ontology annotation, biological process: regulation of JNK cascade. Gene Ontology annotation, cellular component: cytoplasm.